CGGCCUGCGCCGCACCCAAAUCGCGUCGCGUUGGAAGAGAGAGAGAGAGAGAGAGAGAGAGAGAGAGAGCUAACACAAAUCUCCUCGUCACCUUGCUCGCCUCGCCCCGCCCCGCCCCUCGCCGUCGUCCGCCGCUUCCCUCGCCGCGAGGCAGGGGGUGCGACGGCCGACCGGCCGGCCGUUGAAACCCUAGCGGCAGGAGGAGACGUAGAUCUCGCGGCGGCGACCGGAUCCGUGGGGGGGAGGGGGCCGGGCGCCCGGGCGCUCCCGCGGAAUGGCGGCGCUCGGGGAGCUCGAGGAGAAGCUGAGGGACGUCGGGGAGAAGCUUCUGGCGCCGCCCGACGACGUCGAUGCCCUGCUCAAGCUCAUCCAUGAGGCCGAAGGAUACAUAUUGAAAGUGGAACAAGCUCCUCUUGAAAGCACUGUUAGUGCUAUGACCCCGGCAAUGACUGCUUUGGUCAAGAAAGAGCUGUUGGAUCAUUCUAGUUAUGAAGUGAAGCUUUCUGUGGUUUCCUGUAUAUCUGAGAUAACUAGGAUCACUGCACCUGAGACUCCAUAUGACGAUAAUGUGAUGAAGGACGUGUUUUCCAUAAUGGUGGGGUCUUUUGAGAAACUGGAUGAUAUGGAGAGCCCCUUGUUUGGAAGGAUAGUUUCAAUUCUUGAAACUGUGGCUAAGGUCCGCUUAUGUGUGGUAAUGUUGGAUCUUGAUUGUGAAGAUCUGAUACGACAAAUGUUUCACAGCUUCUUCACAACUGUGAAACCAAACCACUCAGAAAAAGUUAUAACCUGUAUGACUACAAUAAUGAAUUUGGUAAUAGAAGAGGAUGACGAAGUUGAAACACCCAUUGCAGAAUGUCUGCUGAAGCAUGCUAAGUCCGAGCUGAAGGAAAAUUCUGCUGCAUCUUUUGAACUUGCAGAGAAGGUGAUAGGUGCAUGCUCUGAAAAACUGAAACCAGUCUUUCUGCAACUACUUCAAGGCACUUCCUUCAAUGAAUACAGCGAUAUUAUUGCAACAAUUUGUGAAGAUGGUUCAGAUGUCAAGGAAGACAUGGAUGCUGAUCCUUCUGGGAAAGAUAUGGUGGACGAUGGCAAACUUUCUGAAAGGACUAUUUCUGAUGAGCUACCUCAGGAACGUUCAAAGUUGGAGCAAGAUGUUAGCCAUGACCAAGAUGUUACUCAGACUACUACUAUUGGCAAUGGUGCAACUCCACUUGAUAAUGGUAUAGAAGCUGCAGCUGCUAAUCUUAAGGAAUUAUCCAAUCUGGAUACAGAGAAAAAAGAUGGUGUUAAGCAGUCAUCAAAGGUAGCUAAUGGAGCUGCCGAGGAAACACCAAAACGUGUUGAAGGCAAACCAGGUGUGGUCAAAGCAAGGCGAGGUCGACCUCCUGGACUAAAGUCAUUGGAGAAGAAGGCUGCUGGAAAGAAAGUCCUGGGUUUGAAGAAGGUUGAGGAGGCUACUGAUUCAGCAGGGAAGUUAACAAAGCAGUCCUCCAAGGAUGACACCAAGACUUCUACAGGAAAGGCAAGUGGAGGAGGGUCAUCAAAAAAGCAACAAAAGACCAGUUUGAAACAGCAGAAGGAUGAAGCUGACUCCAAGGAAGAUACUACUAAGGAUCUGAGCCUAAAGGAAAUGGCCUCCCCAAAGUCCGUGUCCAAGGGGUCAGCUAGAAACAAGGGCAGCCAAGGCCAGGAGAAUAUUGGCUCCAAGAGGAAACGUUCACAAGAUGAUGAACUAGAGAUUCCUCGUUCUAGGAAAAAUAAAGGCCUCGAUGCUGGCAUUGUUGGUUCAAGGAUCCAAGUUUGGUGGCCAGACGAUGAGAAGUUUUACAAGGGCGUUAUUGACUCAUUUGAUACUGCUUCAAAAAGGCACAAGAUUGCAUACGAUGAUGGAGAUGUUGAAGUGUUACUGCUUAGGGAAGAAAAGUGGGAUUUCGUCAGUGAGGAACAAGAUAAAACCCCUGAUGUGGCGUCUGAGAUUUCCCCUAAGCCACGGGGUAGGGGCAGAAAAGGAAGACAGAACUUGUUGCAACUGAAGGAAGGAAAUGCAGAGACACCUAAAAGUGGUGGGGGUGAUCUUCCCAAAAGAAGGGGUCGUCCAAAAGGUUCCAGCAAUGGAACACCCAAAAGUAACAUCUCUGCAACUUCAAGCAAGUCAAAGGGGAAAGCUGCAAGGAAGGAUGCCAAUGAGACACCUAAGAUUGGUAGUGACCUUAAGGAGGCUGAGAAAGGAUCUGAAGACAAAGCCGCUCAAUCAGCUGAGAAGACACAGGAUGAUCUGCCUGAGGAUGGUAGCAGCAAGAGUGCCAGCAAAGCAAAGGAGGUUAGCAGCGGAGGCAAGGAUUUGAAGGAUCAGAGCAAGUCCAGUGAAGGAAAAUCCAAGCCAGGUCGGAAGCCAAAGGUUGCCGCUGCUCCGGCGGCCGGUGAGGAAUCCAAGGCCAAUGCCUCAGCUGAGAAAGAGAAGCGGAAGGAGACCGAAGGCGAGGCAGCAACUGAAGUGGAGCAGGGAGGAUCCGCUGGUGGUGCAUCUACUGCAGGAAAGAAGCGCAGAAGGAAGGCUUGAAGUUACUCGCUAACUUCUCUUGUAAAUGGAUUCGCUCUUAGACUCAAAAAAGGUUCGCUUAGUCGUAAAAGGUGUUAAAACAUUGCACCGUGUGUGGUUGUAACUCCUUGGGUCGGUUGUCUAUUGGAUUGCCAGCUGAUUGGGCAUGUAGCAGAUUUAACUAGGGGGUUGUAGACAACAACAAACAAAAAAAUGCUUUAGCUGUAAUGUUAGGCGCAGGUGCGCAACUUUUAAUGGUUGGUUAAACCCCAUGCUUGCCAAGAGGCCAAUGACAUCAUAGUUGUGCCGGAUGGUGUUAUAGCUAGCCUGCUGAUGUCUUUAUUUAUUUAGGCCAUUUGAGCAAAUGAGUUUUGUAGCUGAUGUGCCGGAUUGACAGCCCCGCCUGGCACAAUUAAGAAAUGUUGUUUCAGA
Molecule: messenger RNA, 2971 nt
Organism: Oryza brachyantha (malo sina)
Lineage: Eukaryota; Viridiplantae; Streptophyta; Magnoliopsida; Poales; Poaceae
Exons: 15
Coding region: 275-2560 (761 amino acids)
Biological process (GO): DNA repair; mitotic sister chromatid cohesion
Cellular component (GO): chromatin; nucleus
Source: RefSeq, a predicted model, not a curated record